Molecule: messenger RNA, 3814 nt
Organism: Boleophthalmus pectinirostris (great blue-spotted mudskipper)
Lineage: Eukaryota; Metazoa; Chordata; Actinopteri; Gobiiformes; Gobiidae
Product: synaptosomal-associated protein 23-like
Exons: 8
Coding region: 255-896 (213 amino acids)
Biological process (GO): synaptic vesicle priming; exocytosis; synaptic vesicle fusion to presynaptic active zone membrane
Cellular component (GO): SNARE complex; plasma membrane
Molecular function (GO): syntaxin binding; SNAP receptor activity
Source: RefSeq, a predicted model, not a curated record
UCGUCUGACUGACUGCUCAGUUUUCUCACUGUCCCUGAAGGCCUCAUUGACACACUUCGGAAACAGCGGCAGCCGAGUGACUGACUGAAGGAAUCCAUCCACAAGUGUCGCCUCCUUCAAGUUUACAUUCCGCACACAAGGAGGAGUUGCGAGGUCACGUUUAAACCAGGAGGACUAGGUGACUACCCAGGCCACAAAACAUAGAGCUCGGAGCAAAGGGGGGAGCCUCCAAAAAAGACAACACCAACAUCACCAUGGAUGACAUGACGGUGGAGCAGAUGACCAUCAAGGCCAAUCAGGUCACAGACGAGUCUCUGGAGAGCACUCGCCGAAUGCUGCAGCUGGCCGAGGAGAGCAAACAGACAGGCGUCAACACCAUGGUGAUGUUGGAUCAGCAAGGAGAGCAGCUGAGGCGUGCGGAGGAGGGCAUGGACCAGAUCAACCAGGACAUGAGGACGGCCGAGAAGAACCUGACCGACCUGUCCAAGUGCUGUGGUCUGUGUGUGUGCCCCUGUAACAGGGUGUCUUCUAUUGAACACGACUCCCGGUACAAGAAGACCUGGGGGAUUAGCGAUGGCGAGGGAGAAAGUAACAGCUCCGGGGUGGUCUCCAGGCAACCCUCUGGAGUCCGCAACGGACAGGCGGCACAGGUCAACGCGUCCCAGCCGUCCGGACCCUACAUCAAGAGAAUAACUAAUGAUGCUCGUGAGGAUGAGAUGGAGGAGAACCUGGAAGCGGUUGGUGGCAUCAUUGGAAACCUGAGGAACAUGGCUCUGGACAUGGGCAGUGAAAUAGACAAGCAAAACAAACAGAUCGAUCGCGUCACGGAAAAGGCGGAGAUGAACAAAGUGCGUAUCGACGAAGCCAACACACGAGCCAAUAAACUCAUCCAGUAGGGGGCGCGCCUCCAUUUUGGGCCAGUCUUUUGUCUCUGCCUCACGCCUCACGCUACAUUCAAGCAAAAUGGCACAUAGCUACAACUCAAUAUCUUUGUAAACAAUUCAGGAAAGAAUGUACACGGCAGCAGUGUCUUUAGCCUUAACUGCACUAAGAUGUAAAUAAAUACUUAUAUUUUAUUAAUAGUUAGCAGAGAGAAUGGCCACAUGUUCAUACACUUUUUCUAUAAUCAUGCUGGACUUUGAACGCAGCAAGGGCAUAAAAUCGCACCAAAGAGGGAGCGCUUGAAUGCCUCACCACUGCUGAUGCUACCAAAUACAACCCAGGUCUAUAUUGUAUCAUAUCAUAUUCAUAUCUGUAUUUUUCAAAGUGCAUUAAUUCACUGCCUCAUUUUUAGUGUAUUGCAGGUUUAAUCUUAAAAAAAGCAGCCUUAAUACCGAUUGGUUUUCUGUAAUUAGUUGUACUGUGUAAUAUUUUGCUUAUUAAAUUAUUCCUAAUCAAGCAGAAAUGACUUGUGAAUAAAGUGAUGUUUUGUAAGACUUUUUUCCAUGUCAUUUUUGCGUUUUCAGAUGUUAAUUUCAAAAUGUGUGUGCUUUGAUACUAUGUUGUACACUGAUAGAGCGUAACAUUAUGACCACCUGCCUAAUAUGUAAUCAUCAAUUUAAGCUACAAAAUUCAGCCCAUGGCAAACAAGUUGUGAGAGCUGCUAGAUCAGAGUAUUUUCAAAACUGUAGCUUGCUUAUAUUGGGUUUUCCUGAUCUUCAAGGAUCAGAAUGUACCUAUGAGGGUCCACUGGUGAACCAGCCAUAACAGAUAAAUGUGCAUAGUUAGGCAGGGCUGGGCCAUAUGGGGAAAAAAAAUACUCUUAAUCUUAGUCUUUUUCCUCUGUCUUCUUCCUUCAGUCUUUCAAAAAAUGAAAUUUAAAUGUCUCUUAGUUCUGAUUUAAUGAACACAAACAUAAAAUUUAUUCUUUGUUUCUGAAUAUUAGACAGAUGGUCAUAAUGUUGUGCUUGAUUGGUGUAUGGUUUUCUCAAUGCUGGAAUUCAAAGCACUACCCCUGAGUGAUAGCAAUUUAGCUUUAAUUGUAAUUUUUGUGAAACAUUAACGUGAAAAGUUAAUGUGUGUCUUUGGGAGAAUAUUUUCAAGGUUUUCGUCUAUCUUGAGAAAAUCUUUUGUUGUAAUUACUUGUCCUUCAGUUGUGAAAGAUGGACUAUAUGCCUACUCCACAGUUUUAUCUCUUUUGUAGCUUGUUAUAUAACAGAAUUGGGGAAAUAUUGUCAGAUUUUUCUUUUUAGUUUUGACAUAAUUAUUUAUGUCCCUGUUUUGACUGGAUAAAUGAAAACUCAAAACUUACCCCGCCAUCAUUUUGUUAAUCUAAUUUAUUCUCAGUUUCCCUUCUGUUAAUAAAGAUUUAUUAUAGGACCCAAGAGGAGAUUAACAGACUACGCCAGGCUCCGACACAAGUCCGGGAGCGCAUGAAAAAUUAAUUUACCCAAGUUUAUAAUUGCGAUUUGUGAAAAUGCAUGAAAACAAAUUUGCCGGUUAAAGAUGCAGCUUUUGCUUGUUUUGUCUCAGUGCUGCUAAUUUCACAUUACUAGAUCAUUAUAUCAUGUACAGAGCUGUGUGAAUGUUUGCCUUCUAAAUUAUAUGAACAAAAUAAUAUGCAUAAAAGCUUAACGAUAAAAUAUAUAAUGGGUUGUGUUUACGUGAUAUCAAUAUUGUAGAACCUCUGUUGUCAUUACUGGGCCUAUCUAUUUACAUGAAACAAAAACUGGCACAAAGUUCAAUAUUUUAGACUUAGACAAACUUUAUUGAUCCACAAGAGAAAUUAUUUGGACACAUUAUCUCCCACAUCACAAUGUAUUGAAAUAACAAAUGGUAGUCAGGCCCGUCAAUAGAAAUUUGGGGGCCCAGGGCAAGAAGCCUCACAUGGCCCCCCCCAAUAUAAUUUUAUAUUUUUUGACCCCUAAAACCCUGGGGCACGGGAAUAAAAUGUAAAAAUAUAAAAUAAAAAAAAAAUAUGGCAACUGGCAACUCCUAAAUGGAUUUUAUAUUGAUGAAAAUUUACAAAUUAAUACAAAAACUGAACAAAAUUUUAUAUCUUUGAAUAGUCAAAUGUCCUCAAAAUGUCACCUAAAAAAAAGCUGAACCAGUAAAUAUCCUCAUCUCAAAAUGGUUCCUAUCAAAAUUGCACUCUAAAAUCUAUUACUUGCCUUAAAAUUACUGCACAGCUUUUACAAAAUGAAUCAAAAAUGAAAUGUUUAAAAUUGUACAGUGCCUUUUGCUUUCCCCUUUCUAGACGGUUGUGUUGUAACAGCCACAGUCUCACCAGCAGUGCCUCCAAAGCUGAACCUACACAGGGAAAAAAUGGUCAUAUCUCAUGAUGGAAAUGCAUAAUGUGUUUAGUGAAUCUGUAGCCAAGCUGAGAGGAUUAUAGAGCCAGCAGCGAGAACUAUACAUGCAAAUGAAUGUUUAGUGCAAAUGCAGAAACUCCUGGCGGGCCUCAUAAUGUCCGACCUCGCUGUGGAAAAUUGGCUAAUGAUAAAAUGAUAUAGCUAGUGAAAAAAAAAAAAAAACAGAUCUGUAUCCAUCUUAUUUGUUUUGAAGAAAAUGUUCCUUUCGUAUGCCAUCGCUUCCAGGCAUACACGCAUUGAGUUUGUAAAGAUGACAACAAUUCAAGGUUUCAUAUUGCUAUAAGCUAUGUAGCAUCUUUAGCAUAUUGUCAACUAUCAUCUAAUUACUAAGGUUGUCUUGGGGCUGUUUUUGCAUUGUUCUGUCAACCGCCACUGGAUGUAUGUUUGAAAUUGUCUAUUAAAUUCAAAUGCAGCUCAACUCAUAUUAGCCUGCUUAAUGGAGAAAUGCCUUUUGGUUCCAUCUGUAAUAUUGUUCAUACUUAAUAAAUCAAUUCUGAAAUGUG